CCUCCUUUUUCGUAGAGCGGGAAAACGAAAUUCUCCCAAUUUAAGUUUUUAAUCUAUUUUUUAGGGUUUGCUUGUGCAGAUUAGAAGUUAGAACCAUGUAUUCGAUCCACCACUUCUUGCUUCAACUUCAGUUCAGACUUCAAUGUCGCCCUUAAAUCUAAAUCUCUCAGUCUUAUACUCGAUGGUGAUCUUAGUUUUACCUCUAUCCAACGGUCGCCUCCCAUCGUAGGUCCACCUCUUGUAAUCGUCAUAGGCCAAUAGCCUCCGCUUGUCGCUUGACGAUUGCCUUCUAUCUCAGCCUCCGCCUACCGCCGCUUACCUCCUUAUGAGACUCCUAAAGGACGUCGUUCACCGCCGAACCCGCCGCUAGAGCAGACCUUGAAUCCUCUGUCGCCGACUCCUUCGUUGUCUAAUCUUCCGAAGUUGUCUAGGUUAGCUUACCGUUCUAAUCUGUUGUUGUCUCAUGGCUCAAUUGUUAGGCUUCAUGUUUUGUUGCAUAGUUAUCUAGAUCGCUCAAAGAGGCCCGAACCCCUACCCAAUCGAAACCGGGGACGUUCACAUCGCUAUCUCGGUUCAUCCCGGUACAACAAAUCAAUCGACCUGGAAACGUGAAUUUGAGUCUUCUGUUCGCUAUUCAGAACAUCGUUUUCCUGAUUGAAUUGAUGAACCAACAACAAUUGAAACGCGAAUUGAAUGGUUGGGAUCGGUGAUUGAAUAGUGAGUCGUAACUUUUAUUAAUCGAUGUUUCAGAAAAGUCCAAUUUGUCUCCUCGAUUUCUUCCAAUGACUUUUGUGUUCUGCCGAUAAUCUUUUUAUACAAUCAUGUCGACAUGCAGGUAUGCUACUUCAAUCAUCCUAAUUUCAUCUAUCACCUCCGAUUUCUAUCUUUCUUCUUCUACUCUUUUUGUGGUUGCCGAUUAUGGCAUUUGGUAGGAAAAACAUUUAUCAAUCUAGACCUAAUCAAUCUGGUAGUGAGACAGAAGUUACCAAUAUUAGUGAAACACAAAACUUCAUUCAUAUCAUUUGGUAAUCAAUUAUGUUACUGUCUUUGUCUUUGUAUUGAUUGAUCAUGUAUUCUGAGCAUGUAUUCUGGAAAAUCAAGUAUGUUUACUGGUUUUGGCUUAAUCAAUUGGGUACAAAACUUCAUUCCUAUAAUUUAGUAAUCAAUUAUGUGCAAUGGUUAAACCUAAUUUUAAUCUUUGUUGAUUUUGCUGAGUUAUAUUUGCUUGCUAUUGACUAGGUAUGAGAAGGGAGCUGGCAUUUCAGGAGAGUAGAUCUUUAUGAUUAUAUUCUUGAGCAUCCAACCAUAUCUCGAUUUCAUGUUGGUGAAUAAAAAGGUGUAUAUGGAGCUCCAUGUUGGUGAUGUUCUUCGAUUUGGCCAUUCAACUAGGUUGUACAUAUUUCAAGGACCAACUGACUUAAUGCCUCUGGAAAAAGACAUGCAAAGUGUUAAAAAUCUUAAAAUUCGACAAGAGAAUCGUAACAUGGAAGCUACACUUCUACACGCAAAAAGAGAAGCACCACUUGCGGAUGGUAUUUCAUGGGGCAUGGAUGAGGAUGUGGUUGAAGAAAAUAAGGUUUCUAGUUUUUUUUUGUUUUUUUUAAUAGAAAAUAGAUCUAUAGAUUUUUUAUGUCUAGUUUAGUUACAUCAUAUGUGGGAAAGUAGUAGAUCAUGGAGUGUUGAUAUUUCCAUGUAAUAAAUAUUUUUGUUUUGUUUUAUGAUAUAAAUCUUAUUCAAUUUUUUAAUAUUUUUCUGUUUAUAAAUUCGUA
Lactuca sativa (garden lettuce) is the source of this 1769-nucleotide messenger RNA. The record is from RefSeq and is a predicted model, not a curated record. Lineage: Eukaryota; Viridiplantae; Streptophyta; Magnoliopsida; Asterales; Asteraceae.